AAGCAGAAGACGAAGGAUGUGCAACCGGCGCAGUGGAUCGCUACGGUGUCGUCUGCGUUGGCAAACUAUAGUUGCCGCUGUGCACCCCUGAAACAUUCUGUUGAGUAAGCGUAACCGUAGUUAGAUUCACUGGCCCGACCGCACAGCAUCCACGGCGGUCGCAAGCGGCACCGUCGCAGUACUGCAAGCUUCGACCGUCGCUCUCUCCAAAACACCGCAAUGCCGUCGACCAAGAAAGUGGUGCUGCUGGCCUGCGGUUCCUUCAAUCCGGUUACCAACAUGCACCUCAGGAUGUUCGAGGUGGCCCGGGACCACCUCAUUAAUAACGAUUCCAUGGAAGUGGUGUGCGGCAUCGUGUCCCCAGUGUCUGAUGGUUACGGCAAGGCUGGCCUGACAGCCGCCAACCAUCGGUGUAGGAUGCUGUCCCUUGCCCUGGCCACCUCCUCGUGGAUCAGGCUAGACACUUGGGAGUGUGAGCAGGAGAGCUGGACGAAGACGCGGCGCGUGCUUGAUCACCACCGACAGAGGAUAGCGGUAGAAGGUCUGCCCACACAGUCGGGACCCAAGCGACGACGGAGGCGGCAGAGCAACGACAACCUGAUUGAGUCGGUGUCGAAUGUCCAGCUUAUGCUGCUGUGUGGAGCUGAUCUGUUGCAGUCGUUCCAAGUGCCUGGGCUUUGGGCUGACAAAGACAUAGAGCACAUCCUGACUCAGUACGGCCUGGUGGUGGUGACCCGUCACGGCUACGAUGUGCCUCGGAUCAUCUACGAGAAUGACAUCCUCUACCGGCACCGACACCACAUUCACGUGGUCACUGAGUGGAUCACCAACGAGAUCAGCUCCACAGCAGUCAGGCGUGCACUGAUGCGUGGUGAAAGCGUCAAGUACCUCAUUCAAGACUCUGUGAUAGACUACAUCCGACAGCACGGCCUGUACAUGGAUUCAAUAAUGGAUGACAUCAAUUCAAACCACACGGAGGCGGAGACGGCCAGGAGACAGCCGUGUGACACUUGCACUCGGCGUCCAUGCAACACCAGCAAUGGACGCCGAGUAGUCCCAUCACCAGCACCGAACAAGCGAGAGCCACGCAGGGUCCACAUCUCUUGCAGUCAAUGGUGACGACGACGUUGGAUAGUGAUUGGCCAGUCACCAUGCUCGACAAUGGCGAAUUGUUGCACGGCGGCAAGAGAGGAACCGGUGCUUGCGCCCCGUGCGUGGCGCUCACGGACUCCGCCUUGUCACAUUUAAUCUCCUGUUUAGUUCUCAAGGAUAAAGCUCGGUCGUGCCAGCGUGAUACGGGCGAGUGGCCCUAGAGCACGAUGACACUGUUCACAUAGCGAGUAUCAAAUGGUUGCACUUUUGCAAGCUUGAGUUUUUAGCCUGGAUGAAGCCUUGUUAAGUUGAAAAAAAAGUGUCCGACCGUUUAGCAUCGAUUCUCGUUUCUUUUUGCGUCAGACUAGUCCUCAUGAUAACUGUCGCCAGCAAGAGAAAAACUGCUCAUCAUCACUGCAGAAAUUCAGUCACAAUCUUAACAGUUUUAGCCUUGACGGAAGUUGAAUUAGCUUUCAAUGGGGACAGAUCGCCAAUUAGCAAUUAAUAGCAAUUUGAGCAAUAAGUGCCUGGUUUUCAUUGAAAGUUCUUGCCAGCAAGAGCAUUCAUUUUUGCUGCAAUCAAGCACAGGGGUGCAGCCCCAUAUGUUCUUAAACCAUGUGAGAGUGCUUUAAAAAGUUGAGAGAGAUGGUGUCAUCUGCUGGACUUGCUUCAGAUGUUUAGUAUUUAUAAUAAUGAACCAACUGCAACUGAGCUAAUGCAUUUUACUGCACAGUCUUGAAGAAACUGAAGCUGCAUUGUAAGCGUAUCCUGUUGUAGAGCAUUGCGCUGCAUUGACUGUGUGUUGGUGUGUAUCGGGUAUCUUUGUGAUAUGCCCUGCGAUAUUCUAACUCAUUACAGAGAAUUAUGCUUUCGUUACUUUGCAAGAUGUGUUUCAGAGUGCUUUGUGCACCUAGGGUGCAUUCUAUGCUUUUGUGGGAGAUGGCGCUGAGCAUCGUAGAAAAUGCACAAACUAGAAAGAGUCUCCUAUUCUUGAAAUUCCUCGACGGCAGUGCACGCCACCCUUUUCUCUUGGACGCACAUUGUAAGAAUUGUUUGCAGCUGUCAAUACAUAACCGAAAACCAAGCCAGCUUGGCAUUUACUGCUUAGAUGGAACAUGUCUAUGCCACGGGUUCACAGCCAGUGCUACGAUAUUUACUGCUGCUUUCUGUGAUGUCACUGUUUCUGAUGUGCCGGCAGGGCCACCUUUGCCCUGAUGCUGUGGCAUUUCGCUGCCUAAUUGCUUCAUAGUUGUGCGAACUUGGUAUACUGGUCCAAUUUUUGAAGUCGAGCGCCAGUAUAAAAGGCAGAUACAGCUUCAGGGAAAGGACCCUACUGCUUGAAACAGAAUAAACAUGUUACUCAGUUUUCAAUGAAACUUGUGCAGAAAUGAAAAAUUGAGGUGUGUAGUCGCUGCUCCAAUCAUGCCACAGUGGUUUGUGUGAGCUAGCUACCUUGAAAUGCCUAAAUGUUUCACCCUCCUGCUUGCGAAUUGUCAUUACAGUUAGCUGUGAAAGUUUUGUGCCUUUCAAGGCAUCAAUAGCCACUAGUCUGUAGUAUUCAUUCCUUGGCAUAGCACCUGUGAGCAUAAGAUUUUAUGCAGUAGGUCCUAGGGUUGAAAAAAAAAAAAAGCGCACUCGCUGAAAAACACCUGAGUAGUUCAUGCUGUACAGUAUAGCUGUCUUCCUUCCAUUGAAGGUGCAGAAAGGCCAACCAGUGGCAUUGGUAAAGUGUUGCGGUCCUGUUGAGGGAAUCCCCAGGGUAGAUUUUAAUUCUGUGUUCUAAUUGUCUGCUUGUUUUGCCAGUCUGCUGUUCGGAGAGCUUUAGUAUUCGAUCGACUGGCACAUCUACAAGUGCAGUCCAGCGUGUUGCUGCUGCGCCAUCACAGCCAAGUCCUGCUGUGUGGAUUUUUUUAUCUUUGACAUUUCUCUCUGUUUUGUUGUGUAUCUGUUCUGCUCUUUACAGAUGUAACUGGCAACGAGUGAACGUUGAGGGAAAAUGUAUUUUAAUUAUCGUUUUAGAAUUUUAUGCAAUGAAAUAUCUUUGUUCGGAUUAUGCCUCUACCUCCAAUGACACCAUUCGGCUGGCACUUUCUUAUUUAUUUACGCAGCUGUGUUAGGUUCUGCAUGCAGCUUCAUUAGUGCUGAUUUAUUUGAGUUGGAGAUGAGAGUAUAAAGUAUAAUAGCAUGAGUUUCUAUGAUUCUACAUUUUUAUGAAUAGGUUGACUGUGCUUAGAGGCAGCUGGAUAAGUAUGUGCGACGUUGCUGUGUUUGUGCAUGUCACGAAAGUUUGGGGAGCUUGUGUCAUGGGAUGUAAUGAAGAAAGAAAACUAGGAUGUGCAUGAAUGCUGCAUUUGUUGUUGGGUUGAAGCUGGAUGGCUUGUUCAUGGUUAUUAGAUGGAGGAAAUAAAAUGCUUGUUCCACGAC
Molecule: messenger RNA, 3516 nt
Organism: Rhipicephalus microplus (southern cattle tick)
Lineage: Eukaryota; Metazoa; Arthropoda; Arachnida; Ixodida; Ixodidae
Gene: Nmnat
Product: nicotinamide mononucleotide adenylyltransferase
Biological process (GO): NAD+ biosynthetic process
Molecular function (GO): nicotinate-nucleotide adenylyltransferase activity; nicotinamide-nucleotide adenylyltransferase activity
Source: RefSeq, a predicted model, not a curated record